AUGCCUGCAAUAACCUCAAAGCGCUCGCUGCAUGCUGCAUUUGAAGGCAACGACGAUGGUAUGGUUGUUGGAGAGGCGAGCUCGAGUUUCCGUGAAGGCACAAGAAAGAAAGCCCGCAUCUCUGAUUUUGGGCCGAACAAGGCCUCAUCCUCAAGUCGCUCACGUCAGGACCAGUCACAAAGUUCUGAAGAAGAGAACGAAGCAAUGGAAGAGCCGGAUCGACCACCUAGCCCACCUCCCGCCACACAAUACGAGAUGCUGCGGGACAAUGGGUUUCAGCACCUCGAAGAUGCCGACGCCGAUGAUCAACGCGCUACUCAGCGUCUGAAGGAUCGCGACGCCCAGCGCAUGGGCGAGAAUCGCGUGGCCCCCAAUGCUGUGAUUGAGAGUAUUACCUGCUACAAUUUCAUGUGUCAUACGCGCCUACACUGUGAACUAGGGCCCCUCCUCAAUUUCAUCGUCGGAGAAAAUGGCAGUGGAAAGAGCGCCAUUCUGACCGCCAUCACCCUGUGCCUCGGUGGAAAAGCCAGCUCAACCAACCGCGGAGCCAGCCUACGUAGCUUCGUCAAGGAGGGUCAAGAUCACGCACGGCUCGUCGUCAAUAUCAAGAAUCAGGGAUCUGAUGCCUACAAGCCCAACCUGUACGGCGACACCAUUAUAGUCGAACGUUAUUUCAGCAAGUCCGGGUCUUCUGGCUUCAAACUCAAAUCUGCAUCGGAGAGGUUGAUCUCGAACAAGAAAUCCGAUGUGGAUGACGUGGUCGAGUAUUACUGUCUACAGGUUGACAACCCGCUCAACGUUCUCUCACAGGACAAUGCAAGGCAGUUUCUAAACGCUGCCAGCGCUGCCACCAAGUAUAAGUAUUUCCUGCAAGGUACUCAGCUCGAGCAGCUCGAUCAUGACCUGCUACUUUUCAACGAAUACCUCGACCAGAAUGAGUCAAAACUCGUCGAGUACGAAGAGACCGUGGGCGUCCUGAAGGAGAAGGCUGCAAAGGCUCGAAAACUCAUGGAGUCGGCAGCGGAGAGUCAGACAUGGCGGAACAAGUCCCGAGUGUAUGCGAACCAACUUGCAUGGGCUCAGGUCUACGAACAGGAAAAGAUUUUACAGGAAAAGGAGAAUGCUGUUGCAGCUGCUGAAGAGGAGAUAGGCCACCUGGAGGAGGCCGUGCAACAAAACACGGAAAAUCUAUCAAGGUAUGACAACAAAAUCCAGGAUGCUAGGGAGGCCGUAGAAGCUCUGCAGCAAGGAGAUUCGCCGGGAGACAAGCAGAUGGAGGCUGAAGAAAAAUAUAAAUCGGCCAAAGCGAACCUUCAAGAAAUGCAUACGCAGGAGCGAGAUUUGAACGAGAAGCUACACCAGGCCAUCAAGAACGCGCGGGAGUACGAGAAAAAGAUUGAGGAUGAGGAAAGAAGUCUAGAGGAGGUCAAUGGCGGCGCCCUGGCCGUGAAGAAACAGGAGUUAGAGGAUGCUAAGGAAGCUGUAACAUCUGCCAACGUCAAACUUGUGGAGCACAGCGCCACGACUAAAAGGCUGGAAGAGGAAUACAAAAGUGCCGAGAAGGAACUACAGGAAGCUACUGGUCUUCUUGAGCAAAAGCGUGCAGAAGUCAGCGGCGCUGAGUCUCGCUUGCGCUCUCUAACCCAGAACCGCGGCGAUAUCUUUGCUGGGUACGAAAGGGGUGUACCACAACUGUUGAAGAUGAUUGAUGGAGAUGAUGGGUUUCACCAGAAGCCAAUCGGACCCCUCGGUAUGUAUAUUCAACUAACGCAGCCAAAGUGGUCUGCCAUUUUAGAAGCCACGUUUGGCGGGCAUCUCAAUAGCUUCAUUGUUGCGAACAGAAGUGAUUACACUCGACUACGAGGAUAUAUGGAUCGCCUAAGUAUUAGGGGUUGCGGCAUCAACAUCAGGCGUUCUGGAGCGCUGCUGGACAAAUUAAAUGAGCCAGAUGAGGCUUUCGACACCGCGCUUAGAGUGCUCAAGUUUGACGACGUACGUGUCAGAGACAUGAUGGUUAUCUUGACCAGUCUUGAGCAACUCAUUCUCGUUCCAAAAAGAGAGGAUGGUCAGGAUAUUAUGUUCAACAACAGCCGGCCGCCGCAGAAUGUUGCCGCUGCCUUGACUUUCCACGAUAGAAAGAGGGACGAGGGUUGCCGAAUUACAAACCGUCAAGGGGGCGAGAUGAAAAAGACGGACCCGAUUCAGCCCGGUUCGAGACAGAAAGCCCGCAUGAAGUCAGAUGAUGAGGCUCAGAUCAACAUGCAGAAGGAAACACUGGCGCAGUUGCAGUCGGAAUUUCGAGAGCUUGAGGCCUCGAAGAGACGUCUUCAACAAGCUGCUGUCCGAUGCAGCCAGGCCGUGACGAGACACAAAAGGGAGAGAACGACUCUUGAAAAGGCCCACCGAGAGGCACAGGCAACUGUCUCGGGCAUUGAGAGGGAGCUGGAUGGCUUCGAAGGUGCUGAUGGGAGAUUGCAAGGCCUCCAAGAAGCAUUACAGGCUGUCAAAGAGAAACAAGAUCAUUUCGGCCAGCAGUAUGGUAGCAUGGCGGUUGAAAAACAGAACCAGAACAAGCUUGUCCAGACCCUCAAAGCAGACUUGGCACAAAUUAAAGAAGAAAUGGCAGAUUUCAAAUCUCGCAUAGCAAAGGCCGAGAACAAGGUUCAGCGGUACCAGGAACUGAGGCGGCUUGCACUCGUCGCGACGAACGAGGCCCAUGAACAACUGGACAUGGCCAAGGAGGGCAAGAAGCAUGCAGAGGGCUCUCGAGAUAGGCAAAUGCAAUGUGUGCAGGAGUAUAUUGAAGGAGCCAGUGAGACUACGCCCGAGCGCGUAUACAUCCCAGAAGGUGAGACGUACGCCAGUAUCGAACGGAAGUACACAACCGUCCAACAGCGGAUCAAGGAGUUUCGCAACAAACACGGCAUGUCGGAGGCUGAAAUCAACAGUCAAUUUACGCAAGCCACGGAAGAGUACAAGAAGGCCAAAACGACACAUAAGCACCUCUGGUCUCUCCAGCACGGGCUGAAGAAGGCACUCGUUCAACGCCUGGACAAGUGGAGAUGGUUCCAACGGAUGAUCUCGGCCCAUGCACGAACCAAUUUUGCCUACCUCUUGAGUGAACGAGGAUUUCGAGGCCAGUUGCUGCUUGACCAUCAGAAGAAGAAGCUGGAGAUUCAGGUGGAACCCGACCAGACGAGGCAGAACGUGUCGGGUCGGAACACGAAGACUCUAUCGGGAGGCGAGAAAUCCUUCUCCUCCAUCUGCUUACUUCUUGCUAUCUGGGAUGCCAUGGGGUCUCCUUUGCGCUGUCUUGAUGAGUUUGAUGUUUUCAUGGACAACGUCAACCGUGCCAUCAGCACGAACAUGUUGAUCCAAGCGGCAAGACGGUCAGUUGGAAAACAAUUCAUCCUCAUCACGCCAAAUGCUAUUGAGGGCAGAGGAAAGAUUGACAAGGAUGUCAAAAUCAUUCGGCUCACCGAUCCUCGACAACAACGUCUUGCUGAUCCUUGA
Messenger RNA from Pseudomassariella vexata, 3513 nucleotides. Its product is annotated as P-loop containing nucleoside triphosphate hydrolase protein. NCBI's taxonomy places the organism in Eukaryota, Fungi, Ascomycota, Sordariomycetes, Amphisphaeriales, Pseudomassariaceae. The coding region runs from base 1 to 3513 and encodes 1170 amino acids. Gene Ontology annotation, molecular function: damaged DNA binding; single-stranded DNA binding. The record is from RefSeq and is a predicted model, not a curated record. Gene Ontology annotation, cellular component: nucleus; site of double-strand break; Smc5-Smc6 complex. Gene Ontology annotation, biological process: double-strand break repair via homologous recombination. The transcript has 4 exons.